UACAACAGAAAAUACAGUGACAACAACAACAGGCUUAGUAGAGUCGGCUACUACACCCAAAGCUUCUACAUUUUUACCAGUGACAUCAGCAUUGCCAGCAACUGCAUCGGGCACGACCACAGCAGCAACCAUUAGCAAUGAACCAGAAUCAACCAAGACUACAAUAGCUCAGGUUUCAUCUACUGUGAUACAUUCUGUGGCAGUAGAUACAAUUACAACAUCAACAACAAGCUUAGUAAAGUCUGCUACUGCACCAAAAGCUUCAACCUUUGUUCCAUUGACAUCAGCAUUGCCAGCAAUUGCAUCAAGGACAACAGCAGCAGCAACUGUUAGAAAUAAACCAGAAUCAACCAAAACUACUCUAGCUAAGGGUUCAUCUACUGUAUUCAAUUCUACAACUGUAUAUACAACAAUGUCGACAACAACAACAACACUAACGUCAGUAAAGCCAGUAACAGAGGCUCAUACCUCAUAUGUGUUCACCACUGUAGCACCAACAACAGAGGGCACAAAUACUGAUCCUCCUACCCUUGACGAGGGAAGCAUACACUUAAGAUACAGUCUAAAUGAAACUUUCAGUGAAAGUUAUAACAACCACUCAUCCCUUGAAUUCAUUGCAUUGGCCUCCCAUGUGGUAACUGUGAUAAACAGAAUUUACAGGGCAAGCAAUCUCAGAGGAUACAGGCGAUGCAGAGUCAACUCUUUCGUGAGGGGCUCCAUUAAAGUUGAUAUGACUCUUAUCUUUGAGAAUUCUUCUAUAGUCCCAAGCCCAUUUGAGGUAGAGAAAAUUCUUAAUGGAACUGCUGUGAAUGGUACCAUACCUUUGGACAUCAUACUUGAUACUAUCAAAGCAGGGGAAGUAGUUGCUUCUAGUACACCACCGCCUGCCACAAAUGCAACUUUUGAAUCUACCACCAUGAAAUCGAGUACCACAUCGAGUACCAAUGAGUACACAAACACCACGUCUAGUGCCUUUCCAUGGAUGGUACACUGUUCACUAAUGACUAUAUCUCCAGCUAUUACUGUUUUAUUAGCACAAACUUUGAUGUUUUUGUAAUUUAAAGUGUACUAGGAAAGUUCACAAAAGAAAUAAAAUGAAGGAUGCUUUGUUUAAUAUAAUAUUUAAGCUGAUUUUAUUAUUAAAGAAUGGACAAAUGUUGUAGAAGUUUAUUUUAUGCAGAGACUAGUUUUUUAGUACCAUCAAGUACUAAAACUAAAAACUAAUCUACUAAAUAUCUGGUAGGGUAUAUAUUAUAUCUAUAUCCUAUAGCAUAAUAGAUAGAUAUAGUAUAUACCCUAUGCACUAUGUAAUACUAUAUAGUAUGUAUAUGUAUAUUAUAUAAUAUUGACCGACCACAAGUUACUAUCCACACAUUACUAAUACUAAUGUUAAUAUUAACUAAAAGAACAACUACUAAAUAAAAGAACUAAUUACAUCAUUGAUAGAUUUAAAAAAUGUCAUAUUAGUUAUGGUCAGUCCUACAUCUGAGAAGGACUAGUCAUCAGGGAUUUGUGCAAAUUUAUUUGUAUGUGUCAGAUUAAAAUAAUAUAUAUGUUGCUUUGGAAUAAAGUGUGCAAAUAAAGGUGAUUCACUUCAUUUGUUUAUUCUUGCUGAACACUAAUAUAUUCUGUUAACAUCAUUUAGCUUCCUAUUGUUAUAUAUUGAGAAUUCUUUGUUAUUAAAGUUAAUGCAUUCUGAAAUUUUUUUUUUUUUUUUUUUAUCCUCUUGGCUUUCUAUAAUUAACCAUGGUACCAGUUGUGCAUUUUUGAUCACACAUAUUAGAGUUUACACAAUAUCAGGAAAAGGAGAGAAUAUAAGAUAUAGAAGAAUAGGGAUGUUCUAUCAU
Cyprinus carpio (common carp) is the source of this 1847-nucleotide messenger RNA. RefSeq lists its product as uncharacterized. The record is from RefSeq and is a predicted model, not a curated record. Lineage: Eukaryota; Metazoa; Chordata; Actinopteri; Cypriniformes; Cyprinidae. The transcript has 5 exons. The coding region runs from base 413 to 1057 and encodes 214 amino acids.